AUGCAUCCAAAAAGAAGGACAAGAAAUCUAACAAACCUCCGCUGCCUUCCCCCUGCCUCACUGCCCACCCCACAGCCCCCUCCCCUGAAGAUGGCCCUUCAAAACACCCGCUCCCUCAAUAACAAAGGACACAUCCUAGCUGACUUCAUAACAGACAAUAACCUGGACUUCCUCUAUCUAACCGAAACCUGGCACAACCAUCUCGACCUCUUUCCACUCAACCAAGCCACCCCCCCCGGUUACUCCUACCUGCACCAACCCCGCCUCACUGGACGAGGCGGAGGCGUCGCAGUUAUUCACAAACAAACCCUCAAGACCACCCCCACCCCCACCCUGUCCGUCCACUCAUUCGAAAAUAUCUCUGUCAAACUCCCCGGUCCCACCCCUCUGGUCAUUGUUACUAUCUACCGCCCCCCAAAGCCCCACCCAUCAUUCCUUUCUGAUUUCUUUGAAUUUGUCACCCACCUAAACACCAUUUCAUCCUCUGUCCUGCUGCUUGGAGACUUCAACUUUCACAUUGACAACCCCACCUGCAAACAAGCAUCUGAUUUCCUGGAUCUGCUCGACACCCUCAAUCUCACCCAGCAUGUGCACUCCCCCACCCACUCCCAUGGCCACACCCUCGACCUCGUCUGCUCCACCGGCAUCUCCAUCCACCAUCUCUCCACCACCAACCUCUAUAUCUCUGAUCACCUGGCUGUCACUUUCAACGUCGACCCCCCCCCUCUGCCUCACAGUGAAAAACGACAAAUUACCUUCAGAAACCUCAAAUCCAUCUCACCACAGGACCUCUCCGCUUCCCUAUCUGCCACCCUUACUGCAUCCCCUCCCACACCAUCUGCUAAAUUCCUGACCUACUCAACUACUACAACAACACUCUAUCCUCCUGCCUGGACCAGCUCGCACCUCUCAAAACAAAAACAGUUUCAUUCAGACACUCUGCCCCCUGGUAUACUUCAGAACUACACAAAAUGA
Xyrichtys novacula (pearly razorfish) is the source of this 975-nucleotide messenger RNA. NCBI's taxonomy places the organism in Eukaryota, Metazoa, Chordata, Actinopteri, Labriformes, Labridae. The record is from the annotation of a GenBank genome assembly.